Molecule: messenger RNA, 1110 nt
Organism: Musca vetustissima
Lineage: Eukaryota; Metazoa; Arthropoda; Insecta; Diptera; Muscidae
Product: protein valois
Exons: 5
Coding region: 1-1110 (369 amino acids)
Biological process (GO): oocyte axis specification
Cellular component (GO): methylosome
Molecular function (GO): protein binding
Source: RefSeq, a predicted model, not a curated record
AUGUUGCCUCUCAGCUAUGGCAAUGUUUAUAAAACACCCGAUGAUUAUAAACCACCCGACGAUCUGGAUUUCGAUGACACGGAAUAUCCAAAUCUUAAUUCACGCGACUAUGCCAGGCGACCACUUAAUCACACGGCCCGGAUGCAUGAGGCAUGGGAAUGUCUGAGCAUUAGUACCACGCCGAAUGAGGCGGCUGCCAGCGGUAAUGUGGCAGUGUGUUGUAAUAAAUUAAGUGGCCGAGAAUGGACCGGUACACUGUGGGGUUUUGAAAAACACAAUGUGCUGGAGGAUAAAAAUGAGGCCAUGACACCGGGGAAAUCAUGUUUUAAGCUGCAGUGUCCUGCGAUCAUUAACGGCAUGACAUUUGUGUCGCCAAAUAUUCUUCUAUUGGCCUUCAAUACCGGUAAUCUCCAAGUAUGGUCUACACAUUCCGAAGUACGUAAAUCACAAAAUCCAUAUUGUUUGUUCCUCAUCGGUGAGAAGUGUGAACACAUGAGACCGAUAACCUGCCUUAGUAAUUUUCCAAGUAAUCAGCAUAAGGCUGUCACGGGCAGUAAGGAUGGUACCCUUAAGAUCUGGGACAUGGGCACCGCUGAUCUUGUCUCCCAGGGUAGUUAUCGUUUUGCCCACACCGAUUCAAUUACAGGUGUAUCAGCCGCUCGGGGAAAGGACAAUAUUUUUGCCACAUGUUCGCUGGAUAAAUCAUGUCUACUUUGGGAUGAUCGAGAAACGAGACCAGCUAUUGCUCUAUAUGAAAAUCACAGUGUACGUUUUACAAAUGUAACAUGGUGUCCCCAAUCCGAUGAUUCCAAAAUAUAUUUGGGUGACGAAGCUGGUGCGGUCUUAACAAUCGAUGUUAGGCAACCAAAACAAAUUGAAACCGAAACACAAUACUUUGAACGGCCAAUUAGAAAAAUAAUACCCAAUGAUGAAAAUUUGGCAAUAAUUUCCGAUUCAAAUUUGGUGAAAAUUGCAAAAUCAUCCACUCAUUCUGUUUUCUAUAAAAAUAGCGAAUCGGAAAAUUUCGUACGAGAUGGUGCCUGGAUAACAAACAAAGAAUUUUUAACAAUUGGUUUUGAAGGCAAACUACGUAGUCAUAGUAUUGAAUAG